AUGUCAUCCGCAAGCCUGGCCAGGAAGGUCGCCGUCAUUACGGGUACAAACUCAAACCUUGGUAUCAACAUUGCCUACAGACUUCUUGAAGAAGUGCCUUCCGAUGAAAGACUCACUAUUGUGGUCACAUCAAGAUCUCUUCCAAGAGCUAAUGAAGUCAUCGCCAAAAUUGCAGAGUAUAACGCAAAUGUGACCAAGAGAGAAUCAAUUCUAGAUUUUGACUAUCUCCUCAUAGAUUUUUCUAAUAUGGUAUCUGUCCUAAAUGCGUACUAUGAACUCACAAAAAGAUAUACUGAAAUUAAUUACUUUUACGUCAAUGCUGCCCAAGGGGUCUAUGCCGGAAUUAAUUGGCUCCAAGCGACAAAAGAUGUUCUCAUAAAUCCCCUCGAAGCUGUAACUAAUCCAACAUAUAAAAUUCAAAGGGUUGGUGUUAAGUCAAAGGAUGGCAUGGGUUUGGUGUUCCAAGCCAACGUAUUUGGUCCUUAUUACCUCCUCCAUAAAAUUAAGCCGUUAUUAUCAAAUGGCAAGGCAAGAGUAAUUUGGAUUUCCAGCAUCAUGUCCGAUCCAAAGUAUUUAUCCUUUAAUGACUUACAAUUCCUCAAGUCUGAUUCAGUUUACGAAAGCUCAAAAAGACUGAUCGAUUUACUUCAUGUGGCCACAUAUGAAAAUUUGAGAAAUCAGAACAUCACCCAGUAUUUGGUACACCCAGGAAUCUUCACUAGCUUUUCAUUCUUCGAAUAUUUAAAUGUCUUCAGUUAUUACGGGAUGUUAUUUUUAUUCUACUUUGCCAGACUUUUGGGAUCACCAUGGCACAAUAUUGCUGGAUAUAAAGGAGCAAAUUCCGUCAUUUUUGCCAGUUUAAAAGCCAAUCCUGAGGAAGGAGAUACUCAAAAGUUAAAAUACGGUAGUGCCACAAGAAUGAAUGGUGACGAAUACAUAAAGGCAACAUCCAUCUCGGAUCCAUCCGGCGCCGCUGAUGUUUUGAAAUAUUUGAACGAAUUGACUGCUGAAUGGGAUGAGAAACUUAAGGAUCAAAUAUUAGAAACUAGAAAGUUUUAA
Molecule: messenger RNA, 1059 nt
Organism: Saccharomycopsis crataegensis
Lineage: Eukaryota; Fungi; Ascomycota; Saccharomycetes; Ascoideales; Saccharomycopsidaceae
Gene: ERG27
Product: 3-keto-steroid reductase
Exons: 1
Coding region: 1-1059 (352 amino acids)
Biological process (GO): ergosterol biosynthetic process
Cellular component (GO): mitochondrial outer membrane; lipid droplet; endoplasmic reticulum membrane
Molecular function (GO): 3-beta-hydroxysteroid 3-dehydrogenase (NADP+) activity
Source: RefSeq, a predicted model, not a curated record